GAGCAGUAAUCAUUCAGCCGAACCGCUAUCCCGUUGCUUUCCAGGCUUCAGUUUGUCGAUCAAGUGUGCAGUGUGUGUGUGCAGUGUGUGUGCAUGUGCUUGGUUGGCUUCCUGUAAUUUGCAGUACGGUUGGUGAUUGGGGCUUUUUUAUUGAAGUAAGAGUGCAUCGAUACGGUGGAUGCACUUUUGUGCAUGUUUAAUGAAAUCCCCCUUAACGCCCACAUGCGAUUGAGGUUUCCGAUUGAAAGUGAUAGAAUUUGCCGAUUGAAUGGAGCAGAGUGCUCGUGAACGGCACGGGGAAGAGAAAAUACAGUGAAAAACGCAUCGUGAUUUGAUUUGCAGUUUUUGUUCCAAGCAAAAGGAAGGCGGUGUUCAGCGGAAAGGGAACCGAGUGUAAGCGUAUGAUUUUAUAGAGUUUUCCUUUGUCCGCGUUAGAGGAAGCGGCAAAUUGAGUUCCUGCAAGCGGACGGAAAGUGGUGGAAAAGGGAAAUUUCUGAAGCACCUCAUCUACACCGGAAAUAUAGCGAUUCCGUUCGGUAGCAGUGUCCAGUCAUUGCCCGAGCUGGCGGAGUUAGAUGCCGCCACAAAUACUGCCACUUCUGGGUAGUUCCAGUUCCGGUACGAGCACGAGCGCCAAGAUGCAGUCCCGAGACCACCCCUUCAACCGGUCCACCCGGCCCCUGCUGGAACGGCGGGCUCAGCCGCAGGUGGUCAGCACGAAGAAGCUGCUGGCGGCGCAGAGCGCGCCGGGACCGAAGGUGCCGACCCGCGGGUACAACGACUUUAACCUCAUCAGCCGCCAGUACGAGACGUGGAACUCGAACCACUCGCACCAGGGAUACCCUUACGGCAGUCCCCCGUCGCCGACGCACGAUUCCGGGGCACGCGGGGACUUCCAGUUCUCGGACCUGGUGGACGGGCCGCAGCGGGCUCAGCAUCACCAGCGCACCGUCCACCAGUACACGGUGAACAGCAACAACAGCGACGACGAUGACGACUACGACGAGCUGGUGUACCAUCACAACCAGCUGAACGUCGGCGGCGUUGGUGGAGGUCCGGCCGGGGUAGGGCUGAAGGUGGCAAACCAGCAGCUUCGCCGGCGAUUGCUGGAUGCGGCCUCACCGAUGCCGCCGGUUCCCCCGCAGCGGACCGUGCAGCACCACCGAACUCCUCCACCGCCCCCAAGGCGCACCGAGUCACCCCCGAUGGCUCCCGCCGGCCGCGGACUGGCCGACAUCGACGGGCCGUUCGUUUUCGGCGUGCACCAUCCGAACACGUUCACGCCGGCGUACGGCACCAAGGCGACACUGUACGGCACCAACACCACGGCCGUCUCGAGCACGAUCAACAAGGACGGCAAGGAUCCGUCCGUGUCUUCCAGUCCAGACACGAGCCAGAACAGCAGUGAUAUUAGUUCUAGUGAAAAAUCACGUCGUGCCCUGGUCAAGGAGAAGAAGAACUCGAAGCGGGCGAAGAAUGAUAAAAAGGAGAAAUCGAAAGGAAAGCUCGAGAAGCGCGAUGCCGAAGCCAAGUCUCCACCGAACGUGAAAUGUGUCCUCGUCGGCGAUGGAGCAGUUGGCAAGACGAAUCUGAUCGUGUCCUACAUACAGGAUCGGUUUAUACACGAGUAUGUGCCGACUGCGUUCGACAAAUACAACGUGGACGUCAGCGUCGAUGGGCGGCCGAUCGGCGUUACGCUGUGCGAUACGGCGGGCCAGGACGCGCUGGACACGCUGCGGCAGCUUUGCUAUCCCGGCUCGGACGUGAUCCUGCUCUGCUUUUGCGUCGUCACGCCGGAGAGCUUCCGGUCGCUCGCCACCAAGUGGGAGCCGGAGAUCAGCAAGCUGAAGGGCGUCUCGGUGGUGCUGGUCGGCACGCAGUCCGAUUUGCGCAACGAUCCGGAUACGAUUGCCAAGCUACAGGCCCGAGGAGAAAAACCGAUUCCGGUUUCGUCUGCAUGGGACUUUGCCCGCAAGAUUGGCGCCAAAUACGUCGAAACGUCGUCGCACAAGAAGGAGCGCAUCAAGGAGGUGUUCGACACGGCCAUCUGGGACGCGCUGCAAUCGCAGGAGUACAACAAACAGAAACGACCCCUCUGGAGACGGCUGUGCUGCUGCUGACCUUGCGAACCGGCAGGCGGCAUUAUGCCGAAGUAUCAAUCCCUGGCAACAUAAGACUGUCAACUGCUGCUUCACGCGCCCACGAGAUGUGAGCUGGGCUCACUAGUGACUAGUGAGUGGCGGGCGGUAGGAGAAGUAGCGUCCAACGAAAGGCGAACGUGCGACCGAACGAAACCUGACCGUGUACACACAUCACGACAAUGAAUAGCUUUGUUAGUAGCUUUAGACGAGCGGUUUGCUUCUAGCGCCGCAGUUUGUACAGUAACAUAUAGGAACCCCCUACGCGAUCAAGGAGCAGUGAGGGGGAAUCGAAAGACAGAACAGUGAGAUGGAAUAGAUCUAACGAAGCCUGCCCUCGAUCGUUUUGACGGUCGAAGGAGGUACGAUUACAUUUGCUAGUAUUAUCGUGUGUUUUGUUAAUUGUGUUACCCGCCAGAGAAACAAGAUAAUUAGGCGUGACUAAGCUUUAGGGAAAAAACAUGUGGAAGCAUAAGAAUGCAAGAGCGUUACUUAAAAUUUUGUUUCCUCCAUAUAAUAUUUUAUGAAUUUUCUCAGAGAUUCUAGGCGACGGUCUGUGUGUGUGGGCGAAUAUUGAAUUGUAAUAUUUGUAGACAAAACGUCACUGAUGUAUUUUUUUUCGUAGCAAGAGCUAUCGCACACAUAACAUAAGAGAUAUAUUAAAUCCAUUUGUUGAAGGAUUAACCGACGUGUGGGGGAAAGGAAGAGAAUAGAUGAUAGAGUUAUUGCAAUCGAUUGAAGACAGAUAGUGUACCUACCCAAAUUGU
Molecule: messenger RNA, 2905 nt
Organism: Anopheles coustani
Lineage: Eukaryota; Metazoa; Arthropoda; Insecta; Diptera; Culicidae
Exons: 6
Coding region: 576-2120 (514 amino acids)
Biological process (GO): small GTPase-mediated signal transduction
Molecular function (GO): GTP binding; GTPase activity
Source: RefSeq, a predicted model, not a curated record